Molecule: messenger RNA, 2353 nt
Organism: Arabidopsis arenosa
Lineage: Eukaryota; Viridiplantae; Streptophyta; Magnoliopsida; Brassicales; Brassicaceae
Source: the annotation of a GenBank genome assembly
GAGAUGCAGAAUUCUCCCAAAAACUAAACCCUAGCUUUCCACUUCUUCUCUUUUCCUUCAAUUCUUCAGAAAAUCCGAUCUGGGUUUCGUUGUUAAUGGCGGAAUUUAGUGACCCACCACUAUCAAUUCUCUCUUCGUCUCCUAAAUUAGCUAAACCCAACCAAACCCUAGAUGAGUCUUCACCAACCGCGCCAAUUCGUGACCUUGUUACUCACUCGCUCUCUCUUUCGUCACCGAUUCGUCAGAUUCAACCUUCUUCUCCGGCGAACCCAGAUGGGUCUUCCUCUUCCCCGUCAAAUAAAACCCUAAUUACGCCACCAGCUCAGAUUUCGCCUGUUAGCAACAACAAUCUUCUCCAAAUCACGAGUACGUCAGAUUCGUAUCUUUAUCGUCCACCAAGGAGAUACAUAGAGAAUAGUGACGGUCAAAGCGACGACGAUGACCUUAAUAAGACCGAGCCAACAAAACCUCUACAGCUCUCAUGGUGGUAUCCGAGAAUUGAACCCACCGGUGUUGGUGCUGGGCUAUACAAUUCAGGCAACACUUGUUUCAUAGCUUCUGUGUUGCAAUGCUUCACUCACACUGUGCCUCUUAUUGAGAGUCUUCGUUCAUACAUGUAUCAAAACCCUUGCAACUGUUGCAAUGAGAAGUUCUGUGUUAUGCAAGCGCUUCGAGAUCAUAUCGAGCUUGCUUUGAGAUCUUCAGGACAUGGGAUAAACAUUGAUAGAUUUCGUGAUAACCUGACUCAUUUUUCAUCUGAUUUUAUGAUAAACCACCAAGAAGACGCACACGAGUUUCUACAGUCGUUUUUAGACAAGCUAGAGAGAUGUUGUUUAGAUCCUGAGAAUGAGCCUGGCUCUAUCUUAUCUCAAGAUUUGAACAUUGUUGACAAUGUCUUUGGUGGCGGUCUCAUGAGUACGCUUUGUUGCUGCAAUUGCAAUUCUGUUUCCAACACAUUUGAACCUUCUCUUGGAUGGAGUCUGGAAAUUGAAGAUGUUGAUAAUCUCUGGAGUGCUCUAGAAUCCUUUACACGUGUCGAAAAACUUGAGGACCAGUUAACAUGUGAUAACUGUAAGGAGAAAGUCACAAAGGAGAAGCAACUUAAGUUCGAUCAGUUGCCGCCGGUUGCUACAUUCCAUCUUAAGAGAUUCAAGAAUGAUGGAGUUACUAUGGAGAAGAUCUUUGAGCAUGUUGAGUUCCCUUUGGAGUUGGAUUUGCUCCCUUUCAUGAGCGGUAACCAAAAUCCUGAGGUUUCCACAAAAUAUCACCUUUAUGCCUUUGUGGAGCAUAUUGGGAUUAGAGCAACUUUUGGUCAUUACUCCACUUAUGUGAGAUCAGCUCCUGAGACAUGGCAUAAUUUUGAUGACUCCAAGGUCACCAGAAUCAGCGAAGACAGAGUUCUAUCCCGUCCUGCGUAUAUAUUAUUUUAUGCAAGAGAAGGAACUCGUUGGUUUUCCAGUACUUUUGAACAGUUGAAGGCAGUGUUUGAAGCUACUCCGUUACAUUUUUCACCAAACUCAGUGCUUGAAAACAGUUACGAUAGUGUUGGUAAUUCUAACAAAGACUGCAACGACUCGGGGGGAGUGUCGAUCCCUGAUGGAAAGUGGUCAGAUUUUUGCUGUCAUGAGCCAAAAGAAGAAGUGUUCCAUUCAGCCGAGUCUAACAACAGUGAAGAUUCUUCAACCAUGAUUGAUGCUCUCGAGUCACCUGAGGCUGAUGAAUCUGAGAAACCUUUUGUUGAAACCUCUCAACAGAGAGAACCUGAGUCAUGUCCAGCUGGAAACAAAGCUAACAUUGAUGAAUCUGAGAAGCCAUUUGCUGAGACCUCUCAACAGAAAGAACCUGAGCCAAGUCCAGCUGCUGACAGAGCUAGCAUUGAUGCCCCUCAUGUCCCUCUGCUCAAGGUUCAGAAUCAAGACAUAUCUCCAAAACGCAAAGCUGGUGAGAGAGCUACGCUUGGUGGACCGAAGCGCAAGAUUCAAAAAACAAAUUCCCAUCCGAAACGCCAAGGAAGCUUUCAGAUUCAACGUGCGCAUUUGCAAACUAAGAACCAAGAAGAAACUCGUAGAACAAAGCGGCCGGCGUUUAGAAGCAAUGUUGCUGCUUCUGCUCCAGAUCCUAAGUACAAAAAUCAUGCUAUUUCAUAUCUCAACAGGGCUCAGACACCUCGCAAUCAAAUGCUCGCUAGAGCUUUGGUUGGUUCUCCGACCAAGAAAAAGAAAAUCUCAACAGGGCCCAGACACAUGAAAAGAUCAACUAUUAAAAUUUGAAGAGUUAGCUAUUAGAAAAUGAAAAGUUGUUCCUCUGGUUUUUGUGUUUGGGGUUUUCUUGUGAAUACAUCUCUGAUCAAUUU